Molecule: messenger RNA, 948 nt
Organism: Trematosphaeria pertusa
Lineage: Eukaryota; Fungi; Ascomycota; Dothideomycetes; Pleosporales; Trematosphaeriaceae
Exons: 1
Coding region: 1-948 (315 amino acids)
Biological process (GO): protein phosphorylation
Molecular function (GO): ATP binding; protein kinase activity
Source: RefSeq, a predicted model, not a curated record
AUGGACCAAUAUAUUCGAGUGAAGGCGAUCUCCCCGAGUGUCUCCUUCUACAUUUCACGAAAGGACGCGGCCAACAUCCUGACUGGAGCCAACUCCGACAACCAGGCCACGCUCAUCGCAGCUCUUGAAGAGAAGCUCGUAGUGGUCAAGAAAUGGAAGCAAGACACAUUUAAGGAAGCGGACAUCCUUGACACCAUUGCUCGGCAAGAACCACCGAGAUUUUGCUUCCCUAGCGUUCUCCUCGGCGACACAUCAGUGGGCCAUUGGAUGGUCAUGACGGCUUACUGUCCCGGCCCUACCCUCCAAGAUUUCAGGACAUACGGAGAGACAGUCGUCAAAGACCCCAAACCCGUGCCGAUUCUGUUCGCCGCCCACGUCUUCUUGGAACUGCGCGCAGCCGUCGACUUCCUCCAUAGCCAUUUUCUGGCACACCGGAAUGUCCAAGAGGAGAACAUCAUACUCAAUAUGAACGCUCCGAGGGGCGCCAACAAUCUGCCCAAGAUAGCUUUGGUAGAAUUUGCCCGGGGGAAGGCAUAUCAAGACUUCGACGACGAAUCUCGCGCGCUCGACUUACAGGGGAUAUGUGCGGCAGUGGAGAGUCUGGCAGGCUCCAAUGGUGGCGACUCGACGUCUGACCAUUUACAGAGUGUUUCACAAUUCAAAAAUGCUUUAGGCGUCGUGUUGCUUGGGUUCCAAGUCGGGGGUUUCGACCUCAACAAUUGUCUCGUUCCCUUGACAAGUUUCGCUCGCUCGGUUGCUUGCGAUGCCCCUCGCACGCCGGACGUCGAGACUGGCGUCGAGACUAGCGCCAAGGCUAGAGCCGUACGAAUCGCAAAGGACGCGGCUAGAGUCGAAGAAAUCGCAAAGGACGCGGCUGGAUUCCAUGGAAAAGGUUCCUUUGGCGAGGGUCUCUUGGCGGUGGUCAAGUAUGAGGUUGGAGGCAACUGA